Molecule: messenger RNA, 2810 nt
Organism: Notothenia coriiceps (black rockcod)
Lineage: Eukaryota; Metazoa; Chordata; Actinopteri; Perciformes; Nototheniidae
Gene: brap
Product: BRCA1 associated protein
Exons: 8
Coding region: 1-1047 (348 amino acids)
Biological process (GO): Ras protein signal transduction; protein ubiquitination
Cellular component (GO): cytoplasm
Molecular function (GO): ubiquitin protein ligase activity; zinc ion binding
Source: RefSeq, a predicted model, not a curated record
AUGAGCAGAUCGCCACUGGGCUUUCAANGUCUGCCAGUGAUGGAGCUGACGGAGCUGCCUAAGUGCACCGUGUGCCUGGAGAGGAUGGACGAGUCGGUCAACGGCAUCCUCACCACUCUCUGCAACCACAGCUUUCACAGCCAGUGUCUCCAGCGGUGGGAAGAUGCCUCGUGUCCUGUGUGUAGGUACUGUCAAACACCAGAACCAGUGGAAGAGAACAAGUGCUUUGAGUGUGGAGUGCAGGAGAACCUGUGGAUUUGUUUGAUCUGCGGGCACAUUGGCUGCGGUCGCUACGUCAGCAUGCAUGCUUACAAGCACUUUGAGGAAACACAGCAUACCUACGCUAUGCAGCUCACCAACCACCGGGUCUGGGACUACGCAGGAGAUAACUACGUGCAUCGGCUGGUGGCCAGUAAGACAGACGGGAAGAUGGUGCAGUACGAGUGUGAGGGAGACACCUGCCACGCUGAGAAGAUUGAUGCCCUUCAACUAGAGUACUCGUACCUGCUGACGAGUCAACUGGAGUCUCAGAGGAUCUACUGGGAGAAUAAGAUCGUUCAUCUGGAGAAGGAGACAACAGAGGAGAUAACCAACAUGAAGGUUAAAUUUAAGGAGACCCUGGAGCGUUGCGAUAACUUAGAGCGACGCUUUGGAGAAAUGGGCAAAGAGAAGCAGAGCAUCGAGAAAAAGUGCACUCAGCUGAACAGCCGGGUGGUGAAGCUGAGCCAGGAGCUGAUGGAGGAGCAGGAGAUGAACCGCUGCCUGAGAGCCAAUCAGACUGAGCUGCAGGCCACGCUGGCUGAGGAGGCGCACAAAGCGAAGGAGAGCGUUGGAUGUAAGGACGUGGCGAUAUCAGAGCUGCAGGAGCAGCUGAGGGACGUGAUGUUCUAUCUGGAGGCGCAGCAGCAGAUCGAGCACCUUCCCCCAGAGGCCCGCAGCGAAAUCCAGGAGGGACAGAUCAACAUCGGGGCCGGCCCGUCAGAAGGGGCCGGAGCAGAGCCCCCCUCGAGCCGGGGCAGGAGGGGCCGGGGCAGGAAGAGGAAGUAGGCGGCAGUUAAACCUACUGGAACAUGCUAGAAUAUAUCGCUGCCUCUCAGAGUGGACACAUGGCUGAGCUUUGUCCUUUUGUGAACGUCUGCUUCAUCAUUGGUGUUCCCUAGAAAGAGGGAAAAUGACUCAUCUCCUGGAAGAAAGAUUAAAUAUUCACCUUUACCUUCUCCACUCCCCAUCUAAACUCAAUGUAGCUUCCACAGAAAGAGAAUGUGGGCGGAUGACACGCUCAUUAAAGAGACUGCUUUCCAAAGUAUAUGAAACAUCCGUGUGAUGCAAAUAUAUUCCGCUGUACCCAAAUCUCAAGAGAGCUACUUUCAUUUGUUCCCGGUUUAAUACCCUGUUGUACUACUUCUUGUCAUAGACGGCUUUUAUAUAUUUUUUGUUUUCUUUCACAUCAGCACAUUUUUGUCAAAGAGAAGCAGAUGGAUGAAUGUUUGCUUUGUGUUUAAACAAAAUGAUCUUUUCCUAAAUUUGUACGCUUUUCUUGUCUAUUCGGUCAAAUGCACACGAUUUGGUCUUCAAAAUGAUUUCUGAAAAGCUUCCAAAACUAACAGUGAACACUACUCAGGAUGACGAAGAUAAACAGGAGGAACGUUAAUAUGCUUUCUCUGGGCCGUCAGGUUGAUGGCUGCUGGAAAGUCCGGGGGCAGAGCCAGAGCGUUCCCACUAACAGGAAGCUCUCUGAAAGAGCACGAAUCAUGUUUCCCUUCUAUCAAUCUAGGUCAAUGAUUCCUAAACAGGUGUAUGUUUACCUACCAGUGACUUCCUGAUAAAUGCAGUAGUACCCACGGACCUCGGGCAAGCAGUUAGACAAGAAACUAAUCUGCAGAUGAAUCGAUAAUGAGCCAUAUUUGGCAGCCCUAGUUUUAAAUGUUUAUAUAAACGUGGUUUAAAAGGUGUAAACUAGCUCAUCAUUUAAAAGCUCUUUACUGAUAAUGCAUUGGAAAUAACACUCCACUAAUGUAAAAUGACACGCAGUAGUGGCACUUUGCUUUUAAUACUUCCUUAAAUUAAGUAUAUUUUGCUGCAAAUACUUUCAAAUUAAAGUAAGAUUCUAAGUGCAGGAAUGACAGCUUUUUAUUAUUAUUAUUAUUAUUAUUAUUCCCACUUUGGCUUAUGUUGUGGACAAACUAAUCGUCCGGCAUAUGUGAGCUUCAGGUUUGGAAACUGCAGAUCUAGGCCAUGUUUUAUGUGAGCCUGUACAUCUGUCCUGUAUACAAAGCACCGAUCACAAUCUAUUUUGGAAACAUUGGACUGGUCUAUAUGACCUUAACUACGACGCUGAGCAAGAUGUCAGAAGGAGAAGGGUCUGCUUUCACUCUUUUAAAGGAUUUCUGCUUGUCCUUGUGAUAUUCAUUACUUAGUUAAACAUUUCAACUUGCAGACUAUUCCUGUAAAAGCGUUAGAUUGACCCAAAAGGCCUUAAAUCUGAACUUCGGUGUAGCAAUGACAAACUUUUAAUUCGCUAAUAAAGUUGUUUAAGUUGAUACCACAUAUCAAUAUUCUCAUUUAUAUUUAAGUAUUUCACAAAAUUCUGAAUUAUUUUACUUGGUAUAUCUGAUGUGCCAGAGAGUAACUGUCACUUUAUAUGUAGGUUUGUUUUGAUCGUUUUCUUAGUGUAUUUGCACAAGCUACAGAAACAAUAAACCUGGACAGGACAAUUUCAGUACAUAAGGAAAUAUCUUUUAAAAUGUGUUUUUCUUUCAUGUUGGCUCUGAAAUCACGCUCCAAAGUUCAAUAAAUGGUUUUCUAAAGUC